UGGCGGACGUUAAUGAGCAGAGGGACACAUCGUACUGCUGCCACACUUCACAGUCUACCUGGGCAAAUGAUGCAGAAACUGCACAUAAUUAAUUAUGUAGUGUUUGCUGCUGUCUAUACAUGUUUAUUGUCAUCAUUGGCCAUUUUAAGCAUUCCUAUGCUAGCAGUAGACUACGAACAGAUAUGAAAUGUGUCAUAAUGUCGCAGGAGGUCAGCGCUGAGGAAAUGGAGGAGAUCAGAGAGAGCUUCCAGAAAGUGGACGUGGACGGCAACGGUUACAUCUGCGCCUCUGAGAUUGGUGAUCUCUUCCGUGAGUUGGGUUGUUCAAUACCCGGCUACCAGGUCAGAGAACUCCUUCAGAAGCUGGACAGAGACAAAGACAGCCGCAUCGACCUUGACGAGUUCACCGCUAUUUUUAAGGAUAUGAAGGACGACCGCAUUGCCCAAGGUUUCAGAAAAGCUCUCAACAAGAAGGAAGGAAUCGUCGCCAUCGGGGGCACCAGUGAAAUCUCAAGUGAAGGAACUCAGCAUUCAAUAUCUGAGCAGGAGCGCUUUGCUUUCGCCAACUACAUCAGCUCCACCUUGGAGGAGGAUCCAGACUGCAAACACGUGCUGCCCAUCGACCCCAACACUGGAGCUCUGUUCAAAGCACUCGCAGAUGGCAUUGUGCUUUGCAAGCUCAUCAACCAUUCGGUUCCUGAGACCAUUGACGAGCGAACCAUCAAUAAAAAGAAACUGACAGCAUUCACAACACAGGAGAAUCUGAACUUGGCUCUGAACUCCGCCUCGGCAAUCGGCUGUCAAGUUGUCAACAUUGGCGCUCAAGAUCUCAAGGAGGGGAAACCUCAUCUGGUGCUUGGACUCCUCUGGCAGAUUAUCAAGAUUGGACUGUUUGCAGACAUCGAACUGAGCCGCAACGAAGCCAUCGCAGCGCUGCUGGAGGAAGGGGAGAGUUUGGAAGAGUUGAUGAAAUUAAGUCCGGAAGAGUUGCUGCUGCGCUGGGCCAAUUUCCACCUGAAGAAAGUUGGCAUUACCCUGACAAACUUUUCGGGGGAUAUUAAGGACUCCAAGGCGUAUUUCCACCUGCUGGAGCAGAUUGCACCAGAUGGCAGCAAAGAGGGCGCUGAAAGAGUUGAAAUUGAUAUGACGGGACUUUACGAGAAAGAUCUUGCAAAGAGAGCCGAGCUCAUGCUCGAGCAAGCCGACCGCAUCGGCUGUCGAGAGUUUGUGACGGCGACUGACGUCGUCUCUGGAAACGCAAAGCUCAACAUGGCCUUUGUGGCCACGCUCUUCAACAAACACCCGGCUCUCACCAAACCCGAGAACCAAGACUGGAAUGUGAUAAGUGAGACCAGAGAGGAAAGAACGUUCCGGAACUGGAUGAAUUCUCUUGGAGUGAGUCCACACGUUCACCACAUCUACGGCGAUCUGCAGGAUGCCAUGGUUAUCCUUCAGCUGUAUGAGAAAAGUAAGGUGCCAGUGGACUGGGACAGCAGAGUCAACCUCCCUCCAUUCAGGGCAGUAGGGGGAGGGCGUAUGAAAAAGAUUGAAAACUGUAACUAUGCCGUGGAGCUGGGAAAGGAGAAAGCAGGUUUCUCCCUGGUGGGAAUCGGAGGACUGGAUGUCUUUGAUGGGAAUCCCACUCUAACCCUGGCACUGGUCUGGCAGCUGAUGAGAAGGUACACUUUAAAUGUUCUGGAAGACCUCGGGGACGGACAAGUUGCAGGAGACGAUUUAAUCAUUACGUGGGUGAACAAGACUUUGGCUGAAGCUGGCAAGACUUCUUCAAUCAAAAGCUUUAAGGACAAAUCACUGAAUAGUAGUAUCCCAGUUUUGGACUUAAUAGAUGCAAUCCAACCCAACAGUGUCAACUUUGAGCUGGUUCAAGAAGGAAAUCUGACAGAUGAAGACAAACUCAAGAAUGCCAAGUAUGCCAUUUCCAUGGCGAGGAAGAUUGGCGCUAAGGUCUAUGCCCUGCCUGAGGACUUGGUUGAGGUCAACCCCAAAAUGGUGAUGACCAUCUUCGCCUGCCUGAUGGGAAGAGGCAUGAAGAGGGCUUAAGGGUGACACGGAUUCUGACAGCCACUUCUAGCAACUGACUUUCUAUGCCAGUUUGACUGAAAUGGUCAUUCUGUGGGAGCCAAAUGAGUACAUAGUGUCCAUUUUGUGGCUUGUUUUAAAAAAUAGUUUUCCAAAAUGGGUCGCGACUCAACUCUGCAAUAUGGUAGCCUUAAGUUCUAUCCAGUGCAUGCUGCAAAAUGCCUGUCUAUGAGUAGGGAUGACCUUGUUUUCAUACGAGACUACUGUACAUUUACGCACGAUAUUUCUUUGACCUUGCUGAUGCCAAACUAUUCUCUACCGUAUAUUAAGUUGACAUUUUAUACAUAAAAGGCAAUAGGCUAUGUUAAAUAAAAGACCUUCAAAUGCAAUCUUUUUCUGUGCUUUAUUAUGACAUGUAUGAAUAUUAGGAUGCACAAUGCAACUUUCCACCAGGGUCUACCCCGCCUCUCGACCGAAGUCAGCUGGGCUAGGCUCCAGCAUACCCCCGUGACCCGAAUUAGGAGGAGCAGCAUAGAAAAUGGAUGGAUGAAUGUUAAAUCACUUAAUCACAAAAUAAAACAACCAAGGCAAGACAUGAGAGAUAAGAAAAAUAGGAAAAUAGAAUAAGUAAAUAAAUAAAUACGGAUCAUGUCAAAUUUGCAGUGCAAUAACACAUAAUUAAAAUAUAUGUGCAUGGCUCAGAUCAAGGGUACCCUUUGCUGUCUUCAACUUCACUUGAGUAGUAUUUGAAAUAGUUGUUCUAACAAUGUGUACUAUCCCUAUCACUCUGACGUUUAUAGAGUGAGGAAGCUUACCAAACCAUAAAUUAAGCCUGUUAAUGUUUUUAUUUUGCGCUAGCACGGCUAUGUUGUAAAAAAGUGUCUAUAUUUGGACAUUGAAAUGUUACAUGUAAAGCAUUUCUACUUUUGUUGUGAAAUUAACAAUAUGUUCUCUGAUAAUGUUGUCAUGAUUUCUACUUAGAAUUAAAGAAUGAUGUCUGAAA
Messenger RNA from Dunckerocampus dactyliophorus (ringed pipefish), 3042 nucleotides. RefSeq names its product plastin-3-like. Bases 120 to 2060 code for a protein of 646 amino acids. Gene Ontology annotation, cellular component: actin filament bundle; actin filament; cytoplasm. Gene Ontology annotation, biological process: actin filament bundle assembly; actin filament network formation. NCBI's taxonomy places the organism in Eukaryota, Metazoa, Chordata, Actinopteri, Syngnathiformes, Syngnathidae. The record is from RefSeq and is a predicted model, not a curated record. The transcript is spliced from 16 exons. Gene Ontology annotation, molecular function: actin filament binding; calcium ion binding.